Nothobranchius furzeri (turquoise killifish) is the source of this 2160-nucleotide messenger RNA. The record is from RefSeq and is a predicted model, not a curated record. NCBI's taxonomy places the organism in Eukaryota, Metazoa, Chordata, Actinopteri, Cyprinodontiformes, Nothobranchiidae.
CAGAUGUAGGACGCUGGUAUGGCGGGUGGCUCUAGAGGAAGGUGUGGCCAAUAAAUCUUUUACUCAGGAUUCACGAUUGGUUCCAAAGUUCAAGGGUAAAGGAGGAGUUUGCAGAGAUCCAGGAGACGACGAGUAAAGAAGCUCCAAGGUGAUUUAUUUGUGAAAUAAUUAAAACCAACCAACCAACCACUGGAAUUAAAAGGAACAAACACAGACAGGUUCAAACAUGGCAGAAAGCUCAAGUCCAAAAGGCCAGUCUGGUGACUUUGCUAAAAAAGUCCAAAGACAGCUGAGCAGAGGCAAAGAAAAGGUUCUGCAACGGCUUGGAAAGACGUCGGAGACGAGAGACGACCAGUUUGAACGCUGUCUCCAAGCGUUUAACGACCAACAGACUGAUGGGAACAGAAUACACAAGGACUUGAGAACCUACAUUAAUGCAGUCAGAGACAUGCGUGAAGCUUCAAGACGCCUCUCUCAGUCUCUGUUUGAAAUUUAUGAAACGGACUGGGCUGGGGAGGAAGACUUGGGGGCCAUUGUUGAGGGGGAGGACCUGUUGUGGAAUGACUUCGAGGUCAAGCUAAUAGACCAGGCUGUGCGCACCGUGGAGUCCUACGUGGGCCAAUUCCCUGAUGUGAGGGAGAAAAUUGCCAAGAGAGGCAGAAAACUGGUCGACUACGACUCUUCCCUCCACCACCUGGAGGCUCUGGAGACAGCAAAGAAAAAAGAUGAUGUAAAAAUAAACAAGGCAAGGGAAGAGAUGGAAGCUGCUAAAACCGUCUACGACGGGAUCAACAACGAGCUAAAAGACGAGCUGCCUGUUCUUCAUGACAGUCGUAUCGGAUGCUACGUAGCCGUGUUCUCAGCUGUGUCCACAUUACGAGACACCUUCCACAAGGAAAUGAGUACGCUGAAUCUUGACCUGCAGCAUGUGAUAAAGGAGCUCCAGGCGCAGCAUCCUGACAAAGUGUUCACAGUGAGGGGUCUGCAGAGGUAUGGCUCCCUGCGAAGACGGACCCUGAUGUCCCCUAAAGCCUGGAAAACCAGUUUUUCCGAGUUUCACAGGAGUUACAAUCCCAGAGCCAGCCAGCGUUACAGUUUCAGGUCUCCAGAUAAACCUCGCCACGGCACCUUGUCCAGAGAGAGCAGCACCCUGGGAGUGUCCCCGUCCCAGGAGGACCCCCUGUCUGAAUCCAGGGAGCUGGACACAGCGUCUUGCAACAGUGAGAGCCACAGCCCUGCAGCGCAAGAAGACCCCGUCGUGGGGGCGUCAGGAGACGAGCUGAAGCCAGCAGGGGAUGGUGAUCAGGUUGAGGAGGGGAAAGGAGUGGAAGAGUCUGAUCAUCUGAAAGAUGGGAAAAAAGCUCCACCAAGUGAGAGCAGCUGUGAACUGAACAACUCGUGUGACUCGGAGAGCUUGGAUCUGCAGCUGUCUGCAGCUCAAAGCGGCCCGUUGCACAUCGAUGAAGGAGAUGACAGCCCUGAAACCCUGGACGCUCCUAAAGCAGACGCUCUGAAGAACGGUGACAUCAGUGGCCUUAACUCUGACAUCAUGGACCAGAGCGGUCCCCAUAAGGAUGUAUCUGUAGAAAAAGAGACGCCCCAGGACUCAAAAAGCACAACAGUUUGAGGUUUUUAAUCUUUUAUAUCACGGACACAAGCACACAAACAAGACUGAAGACAAGAGGAAAAAAACAAAAGGGAGGAGCAGCCCGACGCUUCUUUUAUGACGGAUCUUCUGCUGCCAAUAACUCUCUCAUUAACCAGUUAAUAAAAUAUACUUUAUACUGCAUUCUGGGAGAACCUCAGAACUAUAAAGAACAUUUAAAAUAAGCAUAAAAUUACUUUUAUGAAUGUACUAAAUGAGUUUACAUUUUUAAAAACACACCGACUACGAUGACAUCACGCUACAGCCCAGGAUUUAAAUGAGCCAUACUUUAUUCUCACGGCUAAAAGCCACAGGAGGUGUAUUUACGCACUUAACGUAACUGGAGAUGAAUAAUGUAAAACAUUAAUCAAAUGACUUAGUUUGACAUAUGUACUCAUUACAAAUCUAAUUAAAUGUCCACUGUUAGUAUUUCUGGUUAAAUUACACACGCAUUUAAUUUGAAUUGAACUUGUUUGUUUAUUUUAAUAAUUGAUGAAUAAACAUAUUGACGCAAA